Molecule: messenger RNA, 104 nt
Organism: Tuber aestivum (summer truffle)
Lineage: Eukaryota; Fungi; Ascomycota; Pezizomycetes; Pezizales; Tuberaceae
Source: the annotation of a GenBank genome assembly
AUGGACAUUGGAGUUCCGAGUGUUAGGAAUUUAUUCAGGAUUAAGCGGGAGAGGGCGUUGUUGUGGAUUGCGAUUGGGAUUACCAGUAUUCCGUUGCAUCUGCU